This is a messenger RNA of Ilex paraguariensis (yerba mate), 840 nucleotides long. The record is from the annotation of a GenBank genome assembly. Lineage: Eukaryota; Viridiplantae; Streptophyta; Magnoliopsida; Aquifoliales; Aquifoliaceae.
AUGUCUGGUAUCGUGGAUGCUGAGUCAUUGGCAGUUGAGGGGGCCCUUGAUGAGUCCAGUCUGGUGGAUGUGAGUUUCAAAUCCGAUGACCAGGUCUCUCUUGAGUUGGGCUUGUGUCAGGCUAUUGAAGUAGGGAGCCCCAAACGGAACAAAGCUAAACCAAGUCAGCCAAAGAAACCUUUUUCUAAAGGAUCAGCCCAAGGCAAUCCGGAUCCCGUUUCUGAUUUAGGGAUUUCUUUAGAUAAUGCAUGGAUUGUUUCAAGCGUUGAUCUGCAAAUCAAUAAACCUCAGAAGCUAUCGAAGCAGGAAAACGGAAAAUGGAAAAGAACAUCGCCUGUUCCAAUUAGGGAGGAGAACUGGGAUAUUCUAGAGAUCACGGUUGGGGAAAAUAGGAAAGAAUUAGCUUCAGAUGAUUCUAAUCCAGGGAAGAAGGUUCCUGUUUCAAAGAAGAUUUCUUCCCAGCAUGUUUAUGAGGAGCAAACGGGUGGUUGGAGUGAGCUGCCACCACUGGCCGGGUUCUCCGAUAGGUUGCCGAUGUUUUGCCACCGUGCCGCACUGGGCUUGAACCUGGUGGUGAUUGGAGGGUGGAAUCCGGUGACUUGGGAGGUUUCAAAUGCUGUGUUCAUUUACAAUUUUCUUUCCGCCAAGUGGCAUCGUGGGACCGAUAUGCCAGGUGGUCAAAGAUCGUUUUAUGCUUGUGCGUCUAAUUCUGAUCGAACGGUGUUCAUUGCUGGUGGACAUGACUAUAAUAAGAAUGCAUUGAGAUUUGUAAUGAUGUAUGACGUGACAAUAGAUGAGUGGGUCCAACUACCUGAUAUGGCAAGGGAGCGAGAUGAGUAG